This is a messenger RNA of Pipistrellus kuhlii (Kuhl's pipistrelle), 5166 nucleotides long. RefSeq names its product neutral sphingomyelinase activation associated factor (gene NSMAF). NCBI's taxonomy places the organism in Eukaryota, Metazoa, Chordata, Mammalia, Chiroptera, Vespertilionidae. The transcript has 31 exons. The record is from RefSeq and is a predicted model, not a curated record. Gene Ontology annotation, molecular function: protein binding. The coding region runs from base 300 to 3077 and encodes 925 amino acids.
CGGGGAAAGGCGCAGCGCGGAGCCGGGCACCGGCGGGGAGGCAGGUCCCGGUGACCUCGGGGCAGCACCGGGGCCCGGCGCGCCCCCCCUCCGCCUGAGUCCCGGCGCCCGAGUCCCCACGCGGGGAUGCGGCGCUGAGCGCGGCGGACGCUGCGGGCCGGGCCGGGCGCGGCGUGGCCUCCGGGCCGCCCAGCGGCUCCACGCGGAAGCCGGCGGGCGGGCGGCGCGCUGUCUCCCGGCGGCGGCGGGGCUGCAGACCGGCUCCUGCGCGGCGGGCGGGUGUCCCCGCGCCGCCCUCCAUGGCGUUCAUCCGGAAGAAGCAGCGGGAGCAGCAGCUGCAGCUCUGCUCCAGGGAGCGAUUCUCCUUGCUCCUGCUUAACUUGGAGGAAUACUACUUUGAGCAGCAUACAGCUCAUCACAUCCAGCCUAAGGGCACUCACAAGGAAAGGAGAGUCAGAGGCUCCUUGAAAAUAUGUUCAAAAUCUGUUAUUUUUGAACCAGAUGAAAAUUCCCAGCCCAUCAUUAAGAUUCCUUUGAGAGACUGUCUAAAAAUAGGAAAACAUGGAGAAAAUGGAGCCAGUAGACACUUUGCAAAGGCAAAAUCGGGGGGGAUUUCACUCCUCUUCAGUCAGGUAUUUUUCAUUAAAGAACACAACAUUGUUGCACCGUAUAAAAUAGAAAGAGGCAGAAUGGAGUAUGUCUUUGAACUGGAUGUUCCAGGGAAAGUGGAAGAUGUUGUGGAGACGUUGCUUCAGCUUCACCGAGCAUCCUGCCUUGACAAACUAGGGGACCAGACUGCUAUGAUAACGGCUAUUUUGCAGUCACGUUUGGCGAGAACAUCAUUUGACAAAAACAGGUUCCAAAAUGUUUCUGAAAAGCUGCACAUGGAAUGCAAAGCAGAAAUGGUGACCCCUCUGGUGACAAACCCCGGCCACGUGUGCAUCACGGACACCACCCUGUAUUUCCAGCCUCUCAAUGGCUACCCGAAGCCCGUGGUCCAGAUCACACUCCAGGACAUCUGCCGCAUUUACAAGAGGAGGCACGGCCUCAUGCCUCUGGGAUUGGAAGUGUUUUGCACAGAAAAUGACCUGUGUUCUGACAUCUACCUAAAGUUCUACGACCCUCAAGAUCGAGAUGAACUCUAUUUUUAUAUUGCCACGUAUCUAGAGCACCACGUGGCGGAGCGCACGGCCGAGAGAUAUACGCUGCAGUGGCAGCGCGGCCACCUCUCCAACUACCAGUACCUGCUGCACCUCAACAACCUGGCCGACCGCAGCUGCAAUGACCUGUCCCAGUACCCGGUGUUCCCCUGGGUGAUCAGCGACUACUGCAGCUCCGAGCUGGAUUUGUCAAAUCCAGGAACCUUCCGGGAUUUGGGGAAGCCAGUAGGGGCCCUAAAUAAGGAGCGACUGGAGAGACUGCUGGCACGCUACCAGGAGAUGCCGGAGCCGAAGUUCAUGUACGGCAGUCACUACUCAUCCCCGGGUUACGUGCUGUUCUAUCUUGUCAGGAUCGCACCAGAGCAUAUGCUGUGCCUACAGAAUGGAAGAUUUGAUAACGCAGAUAGGAUGUUCAACAGUAUUGCAGAAACUUGGAAAAAUUGCUUGGAUGGUGCCACAGAUUUUAAAGAGUUGAUUCCAGAAUUCUAUGGCGAUGAUGUCAGCUUCUUAGUCAAUAGUCUGAAGUUGGAUUUGGGGAAGAGACAAGGAGGCCAGAUGGUGGAUGACGUGGAACUUCCGCCUUGGGCACGGAGCCCCGAGGACUUUCUCCAGAAGAGCAAAGAGGCGCUGGAAAGCAAUUAUGUGUCCGAGCACCUUCACGAGUGGAUUGACCUGGUGUUUGGCUACAAGCAAAAGGGAAGCGAGGCUGUGGGGGCCCAUAAUGUAUUUCACCCCCUGACCUAUGAAGGAGGUGUGGACCUGAACAGGAUCGAGGAUCCUGACGAGAAAGUAGCCAUGCUGACCCAAAUCUUGGAAUUUGGGCAGACACCAAAACAGCUCUUUGUGACACCACAUCCUCAAAGGAUCACCGAGAAGUUCAAAAGUUUGCCCCAAACCUCCUGUGAUAACGUUUCCAUAUCGGAUUCUCCAGGUAAAUUUUGCAAAGAAAAUAAAUGGGAAGAGUCUUUUGAGGACCUGACUGAAGAAAGCAAAAAACUGGCCUGGAAUAACAUAGCAAAACUGCAGUUGCACGAGCAACAUAAACUCCACAAAAAGGCGGUUACUGGAAUAGCAGUCUCUUGCAAUGGCUCAUCCGUCUUUACGACGUCACAAGAUUACACCUUGAAAAUGUUUUCCACAGAAUCCAAAAUGCUACAAAGAAGUAUAUCAUUUUCAGAUUUGGCAUUAUCGUCUUGUUUACUUUUACCAGGAGAUGCCACUGUCAUAAGUUCCUCAUGGGAUAAUAAUGUCUAUUUUUAUUCUAUAGCAUUUGGAAGAAGCCAGGGCACAUUAAUGGGACAUCAGGAUGCUGUUAGCAAGAUCUGUUGGCAUGACAACAGGCUGUAUUCUGCAUCGUGGGAUUCUACUGUGAAGGUGUGGUCUAGUGUUCCUGCAGAAAUGACAGGCACCAAGAGACACCAGUUUGACCUGCUGGCUGAGCUGGAACAUGAUGUCAGUGUGGAUACCAUCAGCUUAAAUGCUGCAAGCACACUGUUGGUUUCAGGCACCAAAGAAGGCACGGUGACCAUCUGGGACCUCACGACGGCCACCAUACUGCACCAGAUUCCGUGCCAUUCGGGGACUGUGUACGACACUGCUUUUAGCCCAGACAGUCGCCAUGUCCUUAGCACGGGAGAAGACAGCUGUGUGAAUGUAAUAGACGUGCAGACAGGAAUGCUUAUCUCUUCUAUGACUUCUGACAAGCCCCAGAGGUGCUUUAUCUGGGAUGGAAACACUGUUUUAUCUGGAAGUCAGUCUGGUGAACUGCUUGUUUGGGACCUUCUUGGAGGAAAACUCUGUGAGAGAAUACAGGGACAUAAAGGUGCUGUGACAUGUAUAUGGAUGAACGAACAGUGUAGCAGUAUCAUCACAGGAGGGGAAGACAGAAAAAUUAUGUUCUGGAAAUUGCAGUAUUAAGUGCCUUUUCCUCUCCUAAAUGUUAAGAACUCUAAUGUAUUUUUAAACCAUACUUUUAAAUGAACUGGUGGAAGUGCAAUGAUAGUAAUUAGAAGUUUUACCACAAAAGAAAGUUGAGGUUUUAAACUUUCUAAAUCAUGGUGACAUCAUUGAAAACUAUGAGUUGCCAUCCUGUAAGGGUAAAGGUACAGCACUGUUAGGGAGAAACAUUACAUUUGUAAGGCAGGUGAUCAUCCCAAUAUGAUGGUCAGAAGACAGAUUUGAGUGGCAGAGAAUCUAAACUGGGGAACAUCCCAAAAGCACUUAAUUUAGGAUUUUCCAAGAAAGUGUGCAGUAUUCUCUACUAUUGAGUCACUAUUUUGUCUUCCUGACUUACACAAUCGCUGCCCACUGGGUUUGGGGUGUGUUUUCAUGGUGUGGUUACUUUCUAUAACCUACUGUUCCUGGAGGAUAAGGACCUGGGGAAGGAAUAGCAGUUCUUAUAACAGUAAGUUUAUUGUGUAUAGGAACAGUUUAUUUCAUUAUAACAGUAAGUUUAUUGUGUAUAGGAACAGUUUAUUUCAUUAUAACUAUUAAAUGGUCAUCUUUUCUACAUUAAAAAUAUUUUUCUGUAAUGAAACGUUUUCAUUUUCUUAUUUAUUACAAAAACUAGGACUUUUCAAGUAUUGAUUCUCCUAGAAAACCAUACUUAAGUGAUGUGAAUGUUGUUCUUGUUGGAACCAUCUUUAGAUCCAAGUUCAGACAGCAAACUAGAUCAUCAAACUGGGAAACACUGGUUUGCUUUGCUAAAUUUCAAACAAGGUAAGCUGCAAAGCAGUAACUUCUUUUCUAAACCACAAUAAGAUGGGAUUUUAAAUUUUUCUAUACUCUUAAAAAUCUUGCUGGCAGUUAUGGCUUAGGGGAAAACUUGAGUCAGACCAGGAUGAUAGAAUUUUCAGUGACUCUAAACAUGACUUGGUCUCAAGUAUUACUAGGGAGAAUCUACAGCCUUACCCGAGUCCGGAUGCUCACCUUGAGGGUUGCAGACCUGUCCAUCAGCAUCACAGCUGCUGCAGAGACAACUCCCACCACAGGUCCCAGGUGAAUUUCACAUGCCUGUUUUCUAGGUCAUGUACUAGUUUAGUGAAAGCCAUGGACAGUUUCCAAAAGGUGCAAUAAUAGACUGGCUAAAUUUUAUUUAUACAUACAUAUUUAAUUAGAAUAAGUAGAAACCAAAAAGGAGGGGGAAAAAAAAUCAGGGUAAAGUGUCAAUGCCAUUUUGUUUGCAGGGAGAAGUCAGAAAUAGAACAAAUCACCAGGACAACAUGGUUUGUUAAGACCCUCCUAAAGCAGUUAAGUUAUAUAAUCUAUGAAUGAAAAAAAAGUCAAAAAUUUAUUCUACUUAGCAUAAGAAUUUUUACAUUAAAUAUAUAGUAAUUCAUUUGUCAGAAAAUGAUACCAGGAACUAUGAGUAGUUGCAUUACACAAUGACUAUGACUAGAAAAUCUCAACUGCAACUAAGCAGCUAUGCUAUAUAUAUAUAGCUCUUGUUCUGGGCUAAGGUACAUUUCAGUUUAAUAUAGAACUGCAUUAUGGAUGUAGAAAGGCAGCAAUAAUUAUGUUUUGGCUUUUCUUCUAGAUGCUUAAGUUAAGGCAGCAGUUCAAGCAAGUGAAGGUAGUUAAAAUUUAAUACAACUUGCAUACACUGUUUUAAUGCUUUCUACAUGGAAUGAAACCAGUGUUAUUUAAUUGGUGUUUACAGAAACACACUACACACAGGUAACUAAAAAAACAAAACACAACUACCAAAAGCAAUCAUUCUAAAUGUCCUAUGAUAACAGUAAAAAUGCAAAUAUACCAUAGAACUAAAGUAACAACAAUACUUGGUUUAUAGGACAAAGGUGACUGGCUCCAACACAAAGCUAAGCCUGCAUCAGUCAUUCUAAUCAUAAUGGCUUGAAAAGCAUCAGGUUUCCAGUAGAGAAACUAAUCUAGGAAAGUCCUUUGAUUUUGAGAGUUUCACAUCUGUAAAACCAGGAUAAGGCUACAACUAUUUUGAAGUCUGAGCAAUUAUCAGAUCAAACAGUUAGAUUCCCAGCUACACUGUAGA